Molecule: messenger RNA, 1429 nt
Organism: Trifolium pratense (red clover)
Lineage: Eukaryota; Viridiplantae; Streptophyta; Magnoliopsida; Fabales; Fabaceae
Product: trihelix transcription factor GT-3b-like
Exons: 2
Coding region: 249-1127 (292 amino acids)
Source: RefSeq, a predicted model, not a curated record
AACUCACGUCACCGUUUUGAACAAAAGCGCAUUUUCAGAUUUUGUAAUAGUCAACGAUUCCUCUCUUGUCGACAAAGAAAACUUGUUCUCAAAGCUGAAACAAACAAACAAACAAAAAAACAACAAAAACUUUUUUUAUAUUUGUUCUUUUAAAAUUUUGCUACAAGACUUCAAUUUUUCAGAACCCUAAUUCCAAAUUCAAAAACCAUUUCGAUCAAAACGACACCGUUCGUUGUGGCAAGAACCAAAUGUACGGUGGUGGAGGAGUCGGAGACGAUGAUCUGGCCGCUCGCUUAGGGAUGAUACCGCCGUCGCUACUAAUUCCGACGACGUCGGUGAGAGAUGAGAGGCUUCCAACUCAGCUGCAGUGGAGUCAGCAGGAAACGAGAGAGUUCAUAGCGAUAAGAGCAGAGCUUGAGAGAGACUUCACUGCUUCGAAGAGGAACAAGACGCUUUGGGAAGUGGUGAGUUCAAAGAUGAGGGAGAGAGGGUAUAGAAGAAGUCCUGAACAAUGUAAAUGCAAGUGGAAGAAUCUUGUUAAUCGCUAUAAGGGAAAAGAGACAUCUGAUCCAGAGCAUGGCAGACAAUGUCCAUUUUUCGAAGAGUUGCAUGCAGUUUUUACUGAAAGAGCACAUAACAUGCAACGGUUACUUCUUGAAUCUGAAACUCGUUCAGCUCAAACAAAGAAAGGAGUGAAAAGGAUAAGAAGUGGAGAUCGAUCCUCAGAGGAAAUCUCAGAAGAUGAUGAGGACGUUGAAGAUGACAGUGAAGAGGAGAGACCUGCGAGAAGCAAUACUCGUAAAAGGAAAGCUGGCAAAAUUGCAACGGAGAAGUCUUCAAGAGCAAACAAUAGUAAUAUUCAGGAAAUGCUCAAGGAAUUUUUCCAGAACCAACUAAGGAUGGAGAUGCAGUGGAGGGAAAUGAUGGAAAGACGUGCACAUGAAAGACAGUUGUUUGAACAGGAAUGGCGACAGUCAAUGGAAAAGCUUGAGAGGGAGAGAUUAAUGAUUGAACAGGAAUGGAGGGAGAGAGAAGAGCAUAGGAGACUGAGGGAGGAGAGUAGAGCAGAGAGAAGGGACGCUUUGUUGACGACCCUUUUAAACAAACUCAUUCAUGAAUCUAACUAAAUGAGUCAAAUAGCUUGGGUUCUUCAUAGCUAAUUUAUUUGUUGUUUCCAUUUAAUAUAUGAUUCUAAGUUUAGCUCAGAGAAUGACCUAAAUUUCAUAGUAGCAUUUGAUUACAGAGAAUUUUCGAAAGGAGUAUUUGGUGAAGGAGAUAGGAGAGGAUUUGAAUAUUAUAGGAGUAUACAUGAAUAUUUGAUAUACAUGAAAAGUUUUUUGUAUCAUUUAGGAUACAUCACUUGGGGAUUAAGUCCAGGAAUUGUUGUUGUAAAACAUAUAUUAUUGUAUGAUUUUCUUAUUUCUGUGCA